Prorocentrum cordatum is the source of this 1689-nucleotide messenger RNA. The record is from the annotation of a GenBank genome assembly. Lineage: Eukaryota; Dinophyceae; Prorocentrales; Prorocentraceae.
AUGCGGUUCCUCAAGCACAAGAAGCGCCGCGACCAGGAGGAAUACGACAGGCCCCUCGCCUUCGAGAAGAAGGAGGUGCUCAAGCUCAUGGCUGCGUCGCGCGCAGCAGCGGGCGCGGGCGACGGCGGCGAGGAUGGCGCCGAUGGCGCCGCCGCCGUGGACCCUGAAUCGCCUCUGUACAACAUGAAGCGGGAGUUCGUGAACAGCCUUCUGAAGUGUAUCGCAGACCGUGACCACUUCGCCGUCAAGGAGGACUACUAUCCUCUCCUGAAGUCUGACAUCCGCAAGGAAUACCAUCCGAUGGCAAACAGGAUUUUGCAGACGCUGGCGGGCAACGCGCUGCUCACGAUAGGGGAGGCUGGCUUCGGGAAGACGCCGUUCAUGUAUAUCCUCGCCGUGGCGACUGCGAGGCACAAUGCAGACGUCGCUAAUGAACGCCGCCCAGGUCGUGCCACGGCUGCUGUUCGGGUUUCCGCAGAGAUGGACUUCUUCCGCGGGGGGGUUUUCUUUGACCCCGCGCAGGCUGAGGCCAUGACCUACGCGCGCUGGGGGGCCGCGAAAUUCGCGCGCGGCCGAGCGAGGUUUGGCGGGGACAACCAGUGCAAUUCGAACGCUGCGCCAACUGCCGAGCAGUGGGCGUUCGCGGCGACGGCGCCCGAUGCUGCGAAGCGGACUACUGGCAUCUUGGUGGACAUGAUUCGGCCCGCCUUCCCAAAGGGCAUGUCCGAGAGCAACGUAGGGGCCAUGCUCAAGCGGCGCAACGUCGCCCUCAACACAAGGGAAGAUUUCUUAUUCAGGCCCGCUGGCAAGGCGGGCAAUAUCCUGAUGCGGUUCCUCGAGCACAAGAAGCGCCGCGACCAGGAGGAGUACGACAGGCCCCUCGCCUUCGAGAAGAAGGAGGUGCUCAAGCUCAUGGCUGCGUCGCGCGCAGCAGCGGGCGCGGGCGGCGGUGGCGAGGAUGGCGCCGAUGGCGCCGCCACCGCCGCGAGCGGCGCCCCAGCCGGCGCCGCGGCGCCGCGGGAGGCAGGCGCGGCGGGCGGCGCGGAGACCGCGCCCAACGACGGCGGGACGUCCGACCGCGGCGGCGGCGCCGACGCGUGGGCCGACCCCGCGGACGAGGAGGACGUGUUCGGCUUCGGCGGCGACAUGCGGGGGCCCGGGCUGUCGCCCCCCAAAAAGCUGACGGCCGCGCGGGACGCCCACGUGAGGGAGAUCAUCAACUCCGAGGCCAAAGUGCUUAUGAUGGUGCCGUGGCAGGCGGGUGCUGCUCCUGGAUCGAGCGGCGACGCGAGUGCGCCGAGUGGCGCGGCUGCGCCCGCGGACGCCGCGCCCGCCGUGCAGCCCCCGAUCGUCGGCUGCCACGGUGCGCUCUCGGAAGAGGACCAUCGGGAGCAGGUGGCGAUCUUCCGCAGCCUCGCCGAGACCCACCACGGCGCGCGCGAGGACCUGGUCACUCCGCCGCGGAAGACCAGGAGGACGGGUCUGGCCUGCGGCGGGCCGCUCUCCCCCGUGGACAUCCAGGAGCAGCAGGCGAUUUUCGCGUCCAUUGUGGCGCAGGCGCACGGCGAGACCAUCGAGGUGGCCGACGAUAGCGUCGACUUGGAAGCCGAAUUGGAGACGCUCCUCGAUGGCGUCGAGGCGGAGCGCGUUGGCGGCGCGAGCGAGCUUCCAGGUGACCUUAUGGGCUGA